This is a messenger RNA of Helianthus annuus (common sunflower), 1409 nucleotides long. RefSeq names its product protein ABIL2. The coding region runs from base 207 to 1184 and encodes 325 amino acids. The transcript is spliced from 10 exons. Lineage: Eukaryota; Viridiplantae; Streptophyta; Magnoliopsida; Asterales; Asteraceae. The record is from RefSeq and is a predicted model, not a curated record.
AGUGGACUUUUUGGCCACCCCCCUUCAUCUUCUUCUUGUUCCCACUUUGUGACUCCAAUUUUCAAGCAUUCUUGACUUCCGCCUGAAAUUAUUGUUGUCUUCUGGUUUAGUCAAACACCUACAUUUUAUUUUUUUUAAUUUACAAAAUUCUCCUCUUCUUAAGGUACAAAUAUAUAUAUAUAUAUUUUGAAUUCCGUUCUCUCAAAAUGAAUGUCUCUAAUCCCCAUAAUCAGGAAAUGGAGACACAAACCUCAUCUGCUGAAACCGCAUUGCCUGACCCAACAAACUAUGAUGAAACCGCUAUGCAACAAAGCUUACACUUUGCUGACAAUCUCAAGGAUUUGAAGAAUCUGAGAAAACAACUGUACGCGGCUGCUGAAUAUUUUGAGUUGUCUUACACGAACGAUGACCAAAAACAGUUAGUGGUUGAUACGAUAAAAGAUUAUGCCAUUAAAGCUAUAGUCAAUACAGUCGACCAUUUGGGCGCUGUAUCGUGCAAACUUAAUGAUCUGUUAGGCCAGAAAGUGAAUGAAGUUUCUCAAACGGAGCUUCAUGUUUCAUGUAUUCAACAGAGACUAGGAAUAUGCCAGAGGUGUUUUGAUCAUGAAGGUCUUGCCGAGCAGUCUUCCUUGAUAAAUACUCCCAAGUACCACAAAAGAUACAUCUUGCCUGUUGGAGAGACCAUGAAAGGUGGUAUUAGAACUAAAUCAAUGUACCAAGGAUGCAGUUUGGAAGAUGAAGACGACUGGCAUAAAUUUAAAAACGCUGUUCGGGCUACAAUCAGAGAAAAAACGCCAUCUUCGUUUAGAAAAGGGCGAUCCCCGUCUCCUACACGGCAACCUGGAUCAUUUGCCUUCGCUGGCGCAGUGAUCCAAAACGGUUUAGAUAAGAGGUCAGUUUCACCACUCCGAUUUCCGCUGUUGCGUACGGAGUCUUUGUCUAGUAGAUCAACCACCCCCACUUCAAGACCCAAAACUCCCAAUCCCAGUAGGCCCAGUUCAGUUGGUCGGCAGAGGGUUUCGGGGUAUCAGAAAUCAGCUUCAAUGCACGUUUACAGUGAUAGAGACGCAUAUAAAGAGACCGAUCAGACACCAAGCAAAAGUAAACGUCUACUGAAGGCGUUGCUCAGUAGACGCAAGUCUAAGAAAGAUGACACGUUAUACACCUAUUUGGAUGAAUACUGAAUUUUAUGCAGCAGCAGAUGAACAAGGAAAAGUAGCUUCUUGGUGAUCAGUGUCCUCUAGUUUAAGCACUGGUUAAACUGUAUUAUCCUUAUAAGUAUUACCACUUUUCUUUUGAACAUGAGCUUUCUAAAUCGGAUACAAGAUGUUGAAAUUUGCAUGUAGGUUUUAAAAGUUAUCAACAAGUAUACAAUGUUGUUAAACAUUUAUAACAAAAACCGAAAAUAA